Messenger RNA from Trypanosoma grayi, 1641 nucleotides. RefSeq lists its product as hypothetical. Lineage: Eukaryota; Euglenozoa; Kinetoplastea; Trypanosomatida; Trypanosomatidae. The record is from RefSeq and is a predicted model, not a curated record. Bases 1 to 1641 code for a protein of 546 amino acids. The transcript has a single exon.
AUGCAGCGUAGUCCUCCGAAUAUGGGCGUAAGCAAGUGCCUCAUGAUAGGCGGAAGUGGUCUUCUGCUCUUUACCAUAGGAUAUUGGCGAUGGAGGAAGUCGAAGUCGUCAAGAAGGGGAGAAACCUGUGGGCAGGAACAAGCAAGGGAGUUGGCGGCGCUGCGGCGAGCUGUGCUGAACGUCCCUGUGGAGGUGGAUGUGGACAAACUCCCCAAGGGAUGGGCUGUUGCCCCGCCCAUUUUUUACCCGCCUCGUCUUGCGGCUAUUUCUCUUCUGCAGCCCGGAGCCGACAAUGACACAACUUGCGCUAGUGGGAGCAGUUUCAUUAUAUGCGACGGGCCGCUUACGCAUGGGGCGUCAAAUUCAGUUCGACCCGAGGAUGCAGCAUCCUUCUUUACAAAGUAUGUGCAGAGUGCCCCUCUCUUGGAGUCUGUGGCUAGCAGCGGUGCAGUAGUGGUGCCUCUGGAAGAGGCAGGUUUCUCAUGUGUCUCUGGAUGUUUCACCCAUGCCAUGCUCUUACCGGCUGAAGAGAUGGCCCUCAUGUUUGGCUGCAAUGGGCCUUAUGUCAUUUCGCUUGUGUUGACGCAAUUUGUGGUACAAUCAAAAACAACAAAAAAUUGCGGCGAUGAUGAUGAUGGUGGUGACAAAAAUGAAGACAACGCUACACCGCAAAGAAUCACACCGUGUGACAUUCAAGUGUUGCUCGACGCGUGCCUUUCUGUGCCACUGGUGGAUGGGCUGCGCUUGCCUGGCACGCCAGCUGGGUCGUGUGAGGGCCGUCUGCGCCUGACGUGUCGCCACAAGAAUCGUAACGUUGUGUUUGCCGUGUCGACCGUGGUGACGGCGCGGAGUGUGGGAGGGAAUAAAGGCAAGAAGAAAGGCAACGCACUUUUCAUUCUCGAGGGGGAUGUGUUGCCAGACGGGAGGAUACUCAUGGACAUCGUCAGUUUGGAUUCGAUUGUGAAGGGAGCAGCGAUUGACACAUUGUUCCCCUGUGGCGUCCAGGACACCCUCCCUGUGUCAUCAUUCGUCUCAGUGGUCGCUGUGGAGGAGAUCGGCAGCGGCGUACAGAAUGAUAAUGAUGCUGGUCAGAAUGCUAGUGGUAAUGUUCCGCGGCUCUGGUGUGAGGAGGAGGAUCUUGUGACCAUAGCCUUUUCUCACACGUCUCUUGGCGUGCACUUCGCCGUGAACCCGCGAGGUGGCGUCGUCCGUGAGCCAAUCCUCACUGACGAUCUGCUGAUGCUGUACUAUCCGCUCGGCGAAGAGGGCACAACGAUGAAAGGGGCAGAUGCUGCACUGAGCGUGGUGCCGCCACGAGUCACAAUACGACGCAUUACGCAGGUUCCACCGACUUGGGAAAAGUUUAUUGCCACGGAGGACGAGCUGAAACAUAACGUUUUGUUUCAUUUUACAGACUGGGCUAAGGAGCGGGUUCCGUGCACUGUCUGUGACCUCAACGGUAUUCGCUGUGUACAGCUGCACGAGGAGAAGGAAGAGCACAGCUGUCGCUCGUACGUAAUCCCAUGGUCACAUGAUAUUCUUGUGGUUCGCUGGGAAACAGAAACCAGUAAAUGGGAGCAGCACCUACCGCUUCUACAGAAAUUUCUUGACACUCUGCACCUGGCAGACCCAUCGGUGUGA